UUUUUUUUUUGAAGGCAAUCAAAACCAGGCCAAUUGUAAGCAGCAAUAUAACCAUAUGUUCAGAUCAUUGGCUCGUAACUUAUCUACUACACGUAUACUACGAACCAUGUCUAAAACCGAAGAAGAAUGGAGAGCUGUAUUAUCCCCUCAACAAUUUAGAGUUUUGAGAGAGCAAGGCACUGAAGCUCCAUAUACUGGAGAAUAUACUGAUACCCCAGCAAGUUCAAUAGGAUUCUACGAAUGUGUAGGAUGUCAACAACCAUUAUAUAAGGCAGAUACGAAAUUUAAAGCUCAUUGUGGAUGGCCAGCAUUCUAUGAAGCAUUGCCUGGAGCUAUCACUACCCAUAAGGAUAUAACUCAUGGAAUGGUAAGAGAAGAGAUGAGAUGUUCCAAUUGCGGAGGACAUUUGGGUCAUAUAUUCAGAGGUGAAGGAUACAAAACUCCUACAGAUGCAAGACAUUGUGUGAACAGUAUAUGUCUUAAGUUUAAUUCUGAAGAUAAGGCAUAAUAUUUGAAUUUGUUAGAGAGAGGGAGAAUGGGCGUUUGAUGGAAACUAUAUAGAGACAUAUUUAAAUAACAUAAGGAAUAUAAAU
Molecule: messenger RNA, 593 nt
Organism: Scheffersomyces amazonensis
Lineage: Eukaryota; Fungi; Ascomycota; Pichiomycetes; Serinales; Debaryomycetaceae
Product: peptide-methionine (R)-S-oxide reductase
Exons: 1
Coding region: 56-508 (150 amino acids)
Biological process (GO): response to oxidative stress; protein repair
Molecular function (GO): peptide-methionine (R)-S-oxide reductase activity
Source: RefSeq, a predicted model, not a curated record